GGCCGCGCGCUCCCGACGCCGCCGCUGUCACACACAUCCACGCCGCCUCACGUGCUCCUCUGUGCGGUAUAUAAGCGCCCCUCUCCCGGCCUCAUCAUGUCGAGCGCAUCCCCGGACAAACGGCGAAAAAUGGAGUCUGCGCUUAGCCAGCUCAAGCAGUACACCGUGGUUGUGGCGGAUACGGGCGACUUUAACGCUAUUGAGCAGUACAAGCCUCAGGAUGCCACCACAAAUCCUUCUCUCAUCCUGGCUGCUGCCAAGAUGCCAGCCUACCAGCAGCUGCUCGACCAAGCCAUCAAGUAUGGCAUUGCCAAAGGAGGGUCUGAGGAGGAGCAGAUCGCACACAUUAUGGAUAAGCUGUUUGUCAGUUUUGGUUUGGAGAUUCUCAAAAAGGUCCCAGGCAGGGUUUCAACAGAAGUGGACGCAAGAUUGUCUUUUGAUAAAGAUGAAAUGGUAGCCAAAGCCCUGAGGCUCAUAUCUUUGUAUGAAGAGGCAGGCAUAAGCAAAGAACGUGUCCUAAUCAAGCUGUCAUCAACAUGGGAAGGAAUCCAGGCUGGCAAAGAGCUGGAGGAGAAACAUGGCGUCCACUGUAACAUGACGCUCCUGUUCUCGUUUGCUCAGGCAGUGGCCUGUGCUGAGGCUAAGGUCACUCUCAUCUCUCCUUUUGUGGGCCGCAUCCUGGACUGGUACAAGGAGAACACCGAGCGUAAGAGCUACGAGCCUCACGAAGACCCAGGUGUGAUCAGUGUCACUAAAAUCUACAACUAUUACAAGAAGUUUGGCUACAGCACUGUGGUGAUGGGAGCCUCCUUCAGAAAUACAGGAGAGGUGAAGGCGCUGGCAGGCUGCGAUCUCCUCACCAUCUCCCCCUCUCUGUUAGCCGAACUCAGCCAGGACCACAGUGCCGUGACACAGAUGCUUCAUGUGGACAAAGCUAAGGCCGGUGACCUGGAGAAGAUUCACCUGGAUGAGAAGUCUUUCCGUUGGCAGCACAACGAGGACCGCAUGGCUGUGGAGAAACUAUCUGACGGCAUCCGCAAGUUUGCUGCAGACGCCAUCAAGCUGGAAACUAUGAUUAAAGAAAAAAUGCUCAACGUGAAGAAUGGACAGUAACUCCCCGGGUUCAGGGCAGCACUUGGCUUUGGCUUGACUAGUCUUAAUCCUUUAAACUUUCCCCUGGAUUUUCCAGUUGGACUAAACACACAAUCAUCACCUAAUGUUUUAUUGAGAUGUAAUAUUUUUCUGAAGACCAAAAAAUAAUGCUAAUUCUUUGGACCACAUUUUUUUCUGAUUUCAAUGAAUUGUAAUACGCCUAUCAUUCCUUUUGUUGCAUUUGCACCCAGUAAAAAUGACUGGUAAA
Molecule: messenger RNA, 1360 nt
Organism: Periophthalmus magnuspinnatus
Lineage: Eukaryota; Metazoa; Chordata; Actinopteri; Gobiiformes; Gobiidae
Gene: taldo1
Product: transaldolase 1
Exons: 8
Coding region: 97-1113 (338 amino acids)
Biological process (GO): carbohydrate metabolic process; pentose-phosphate shunt, non-oxidative branch; pentose-phosphate shunt
Cellular component (GO): cytoplasm; intracellular anatomical structure
Molecular function (GO): transaldolase activity
Source: RefSeq, a predicted model, not a curated record